ACUAUUUUAGUCUUUUCUGCGCAUGUCAAGGCUUUUUGUCCCUCGGCGGACACCGUUUCCUAACCAAGCCAUGUCUGCGCUUUCGCCGAUUCCGUAGCGUGCGGAGUUCUACCCUUUCCCCAGUCGCUUGGCAUGGCGAGCCGAAGGGCCCGGCAGCGCCUCAAGGGCGGCGGCAGCGGCAGCGGCGGGGACGCGGGCCCGGCCGUGGAGAAGCUGCGGGAGCUGCUGGGCAGCCGGGAAGCAGGCAGCGCGGAACAGCGGCCAGAGUCUGGAAAUAAAGCAGGGCAAGUCUGGGCCCCCGAAGGAUCCACUGCUUUCAAAUGUCUGCUCUCAGCAAGGCUGUGUGCAGCUCUUCUGAGCAACAUCUCUGACUGUGACGAAACAUUCAACUACUGGGAACCAACACACUACCUCAUCUAUGGGAAGGGGUUUCAGACGUGGGAGUAUUCCCCGGUGUAUGCCAUUCGCUCAUAUGCUUACCUGUUGCUGCAUGCCUGGCCAGCUGCAUUUCAUGCACGGAUUCUGCAGACUAAUAAGAUUCUUGUCUUCUACUUUCUGAGAUGUCUCCUGGCUUUUGUGAGCUGUAUUUGUGAACUUUACUUUUAUAAGGCUGUGUGCAAGAAAUUUGGGCUACAUGUGAGUCGAAUGAUGCUGGCCUUCUUGGUGCUCAGCACUGGCAUGUUUUGCUCAUCAUCUGCAUUCCUUCCUAGCAGCUUCUGCAUGUACACGACAUUGAUUGCUAUGACUGGAUGGUAUAUGGACAAGACACCCAUUGCUGUGCUGGGAGUAGCAGCUGGGGCUAUCUUAGGGUGGCCAUUCAGUGCAGCCCUUGGUUUACCCAUCGCCUUCGACUCACUGGCCAUAAAACACAGAUGGAAGAGUUUCUUUUGUUGGUCACUGGUGGCCCUAAUUCUUUUCCUGGUGCCCGUGGUGGUCAUUGACAGCUACUAUUAUGGGAAGUUGGUGAUUACACCUCUCAACAUUGUUCUGUAUAAUGUCUUCACUUCUCAUGGGCCUGAUCUUUAUGGUACAGAACCAUGGUAUUUCUACUUAAUCAAUGGAUUUCUGAAUUUCAAUGUUGCCUUUGCUUUGGCUCUUCUGGUCUUGCCACUGACAUUUCUCAUGGAGUACCUGCUGCAGAGAUUCCACGUUCAGAAUUUAGGACAUCCAUAUUGGCUUACCUUGGCACCAAUGUAUAUUUGGUUUAUAAUUUUCUUCAUCCAACCUCACAAAGAGGAACGAUUUCUUUUCCCAGUAUAUCCACUUAUAUGUCUCUGUGGAGCUGUUGCUCUUUCUGCACUUCAGAAAUGUUAUCACUUUGUGUUUCAACGAUAUCGCCUGGAGCAUUACACUGUGACGUCCAGCUGGCUGGCAUUAGGAACAGUCUUCCUGUUUGGGCUCUUGUCAUUCUCUCGCUCUGUGGCUCUGUUCAGAGGAUAUCAUGGGCCCCUUGAUUUGUAUCCAGAAUUUUACCGAAUUGCCACAGACCCAACCAUCCACACUGUCCCAGAAGGCAGGCCUGUGAAUGUUUGUGUGGGAAAAGAAUGGUAUCGAUUUCCCAGUAGCUUUCUUCUGCCUGAUAACUGGCAGCUUCAAUUCAUUCCAUCGGAGUUCAGAGGUCAGUUACCAAAGCCUUUUGCAGAGGGACCACUGGCCACUCGGAUUGUUCCUGAUCACAUGAAUGACCAGAACCAAGAGGAGCCUUCCAGAUAUAUUGACAUCAGUAAAUGCCAUUACUUAGUGGAUUUGGAUACCAUGAGAGAAACACCUCGAGAGCCAAACUAUUCAUCCAACAGAGAAGAAUGGAUCAGCCUGGCCCACAGACCAUUCCUGGAUGCAUCUAGGUCUUCAAAGCUGCUUCGAGCAUUCUAUGUCCCCUUCCUGUCAGAUCAGUAUACGGUAUAUGUGAACUACACCAUCCUUAAACCUCGGAAAGCAAAGCAAAACAGGAAGAAAAGUGGAGGUCAGCAACAUCCCGUGGCUCCAAUGGACAGCCAUCGUGUUAACUAGUGGUUCCGCUGAGCUGACGUCCGGUCAUCACAUAAUGCUGUAAUAAAGGUCACCUGACAAGAAUACCAGAUUCCGGGGUGCUUUGAGCUCGUCACAUCUGUGGCAGAGUCACACACUUUCUGCCCCUGUGUCUGUUCUGCAUGUAGGCAGUCUGCAGCUAGGCAGAGUCGCAAAGGCCUGGGGAGACAGAUCGCUGCACUUCUCAUUGUUUUCUCUGUUCAAUUAUUUACCAGAGGGGAGGAGAGCAGAAUCUGCCUACAGGAAGAGCUGAGAGCCUUGACUAGGGGUGUGUGUUAGCUACUCUCCACACUCUGGCCUGGCGUUCGGAAACUAGCAAGCCUGCCUUAGACCACAUGGUUUCUCCACAAAAGCUGUUUGGCAGCUCCUAGCAGACCUUGUUCAAAUCCUAGUGUUGAAAAGCGCAGCCUCAUUGCCAACCGACAUGUCCUUUCACCUCCAGCAGGACUGAGCUUCUAAAAGCAUUCACAGGCCUAUGAUCCUGGCCUUGAAGCUCAGGAAAGAGGCAACCACUGAAGAACUGUGACCUAAUUUUAUUAUUUAUGGCACCUCUAAUUUUCAUUUUAUUUUAUUUAAAACCAGUUUUAAUGAUAUGACUACUUGGGAGGGAUUUUAAGAUUUUAAAAGUUUCAGCAUGAUAUAUGUUGAAUUCUAGGCUCUGUACAAAGAUAACUAUAUUGGGCAUCUUUGGGGAAAGUUUAUCAAUAGAUUUGGUGACAUCACAUUUUAAAGUAGUCUGAGGCCAUUUUGGGGACUGAGAAUUCCAUUGUGUAAAAUGACAGCCCCAAUGAAAUGAAAAGGACAGUGUGCAUAUGUAGUACCCAUACUUCAGUUCUUCUGCAGGGUGUCCUUGGGUGGGCGUGUCUAGUAGCAUAGGCAGUGGUAAGCAGUACUGACAGGUAAUAAGCCUGCUGUUACUUCCCCUCCCUUACAGUAUGGCACAGUGUCUCAUUUGAUCCUUGCAAACACUGUGAGGACCAACCGCACAGAAGAGGAAGCAGAAAAAAGUGGAGAAGUAGCUUGUGCAGUGUCAUAUGUGUGGGCAGUAAGUCAUACACCUGGGAGAAGAAUCCAGGCUCUCUGACUUCUGCUUUCGAGACUGUCUGUGCCUCUCUACUUGUCUGUGAAACACUACUUGACAGGAGGAUUAGGCUGACCCCAGACCAGAUUAGUUCUGUCCGUUUCUAUUUUCAGGAAGAUUUUUAGGUACAGUUCUUUGAGUUCUUUGGAGCCUGUGGGUGAUCCCUUCUUAGCAGUCCUGUGUGGUAUUGCCAGACCUCGGUUGGAAAGUCCUUGCUUUGUAAUCCACAGGAUCUUGUGUGUACAGUGCCACUGUUGUCCCUGUGGGCCAUGUUACAGGUGCCUUAUUUGCUUAAGGGUGACAGGUUCUAGUAGUGCAGAGGUAGAUCUGAUUUUCACGGUUUCCAUUUUUCUUUUUCCCUUUUUUUUCUUUUUAAGGAAAAUAACUUUAUAAUGUGAAUUAGUCCUAAUAAAAAGAAUAAAAAAGACAGAAAAAUAAGUAGGUGAAUGAAAAUAUUUACUCUUGGGGGUUCCCCUUUAAAUGAAUAUCUGAUUGGAGUUGAAUGAAGCAGAGGUAAGGUAGUAGGUCUAGACAUACAGAAUGACAACUGGACAGGAAAGAGGCUGCAGCCCUACUGGUGACUAGUCCCUAAAAUUGAGUUCUCAGUGUCUGAUCACCAUUUUCCAAGGCUAAUAGUGGGAAUGUGAUCUGAAGAACAGAACUGUAGUGAAGCAUAUUUUAGAAGCCAAGGCAUUGCAGGAUGCACACAAGAGUUGAUAAUGGAGCUCACCGAAGACUGACUCUUUUCCAAUCGAAGUUCAGAACUAGGGGUUUGGCUGAGUGGUAGAGCACAUGUUUACCGUGCUUAAGGCGCUGGGUUCAGUUCUUAACACAUGCAACACCCCUCUCCCGCAAAUGGCACAAUGUCGAACCAUUUGACAUCUUACAUGUCUGAAACAAAUGUAAAGAUCCUCUAACGGUGCCUGGCAUGAACCUUGGCCUCCACGUGUGCAUGUGCUUGCACUCACAUGUGCACACAUGGUUGUUUGAAUAAGAACUUAAGUAUAAAGUAGCACAAAAAGGCCAGAUGGUAUAGAGAUAUCUUGAGAAUAUCAGUUUCUGUCCCUUUAAAAAACCUCACUCUGGUUUUCUCUAUUCUGUUUUCUGAUGAGAGCACAGUACAUCUUGGACACUAUGCCAAGUACCUUUUAGCAACAUAGGGUUAGCUGCCUCUGGGAAAAAGGCACCUGGUUGGUCAGUCCCACAUCUUCACCAAAGACUUGUGCAUACACCGCUGCUCGGUCCCAGACUAACUUGUAGAUUGUUGCUGCAAGGAAUGAGCUCCACACAUGAUUCGCAGUCUCCUGUGUGGGCGGAACAAGGUAGUGGGUAGACUUGGCAAACUCGGACUUCUUUGAUCUCUAGCCCUAAAGCAGUCUUAUCUGAACCUAAAUCUGUAACACUGAGUACCAUUAUUGACCCAGUCUGUGUGAUAGUUAACAAAAUCUGCCUCCUGCCUUUCUUAUCAUCUGAUAAAAAGACAGGUUAUCUUAAUCUCUUUGGGUAAGUGCAGAAAACUGCCGCCUGUACUCCUUAUUACUAAGUUCAGGCUUGCAGCAGGCAUGGUUUUAAAUGAAGGUGGUUACUGAUCCCUAUCCUUUUCUUUCGGUCACUGUGUCCUUCCUUGGGUAAGGAUUCCAAAUACUCCCUUCCCCAGUGGGAAUCCUUUCUUAUGUGUUGUGCUUCCUGGGACAGAGUGAUGAGGGUCACCAUGGCUGGAUAGCUGUCCAGCUAACACCAGACAUCUUGGCUUUUCCUGUAGUUAAUUUUGUUUUCUUUAAAGAGGAAAAGAGGCAAUUAAAUCACCGCCUCUCCAAAUGCCAGAAAGCUUACAUGGGAGUCUACUUUUAGGCUCCCACAUUGAAUUCCUCAGGUAAAUGGGUGACGUGGGCGUGUGUUCAGCUGUGAUGGUUUUGUAACAGGAAGAUCAAGGCAUUGAUUGGGCUUCAGGGGCCCGCUGGAGUAUCCAUAGAUCUGAAUGUUCCUUUAAAUGUCCCAGUCUCUGUAACCAUGGGACUCUUGAUGCAGAUGAAACCAGUGCCAUCCAGUUCACUGUCUUCCUGAUUUGUGCUCUUUCAUGUGUCAGUGUUUACAUUACUUCCUGUGUAUUCCUGUGAAGGAGAAAGUUAAUAAAUUUUGUCAGUUUGA
Mesocricetus auratus (golden hamster) is the source of this 5257-nucleotide messenger RNA. It is a transcript of the gene Alg9, whose product is annotated as ALG9 alpha-1,2-mannosyltransferase. Gene Ontology annotation, biological process: protein N-linked glycosylation. The record is from RefSeq and is a predicted model, not a curated record. The transcript is spliced from 15 exons. The coding region runs from base 133 to 2010 and encodes 625 amino acids. Gene Ontology annotation, molecular function: alpha-1,2-mannosyltransferase activity. Gene Ontology annotation, cellular component: endoplasmic reticulum membrane. Lineage: Eukaryota; Metazoa; Chordata; Mammalia; Rodentia; Cricetidae.